Messenger RNA from Orbicella faveolata, 2355 nucleotides. RefSeq lists its product as uncharacterized. The record is from RefSeq and is a predicted model, not a curated record. NCBI's taxonomy places the organism in Eukaryota, Metazoa, Cnidaria, Anthozoa, Scleractinia, Merulinidae.
AGAUUCGACUACCCCACCCCAUCAGGUUGCAAGGAUCGAGUUGGAAAGUGGGAUUAAUUAGCAUCUCGCUACCAGAUGUGAAAGUUCAUUUCCCCAACUUGGUCAAUGGUAACGACAUCCUGUUUACCAUGGAUUGGAUCCUGAAAUACCCUUCUGGUGUGUUAAAGUUUGGUAGAGCCCACUAUGAUCCAAAAGAUCUCGGAGCCGUGGUACAGUACAUUGAUGGUGUUGGUUUCAUGAAAAGAUGGUGACUUUUUUCGAACAGAGGCGCAUCUUAAAUUACCAAGGACCCCAUCUCGGUAGCAUCUAUACAGCAUCCAAUGGAAAGAGAAUGUACGUGGGAUGGAGAUGAUCUGCUAACGGAUAACAAAUCCACACACGUAUGCCCCAAUUACUCACCAGCAUUGAAGAUCAAUAAAAUGUUGGCCUUAAAGAUGGCAUGGUUGAAGGAGAGAAACCCUGAAAAUUAUGACUUGGGACCCAAUUUAUGUCAAGAGUUUUUUACCGACACGGUACCCAAUUUAGAAACCAUGACACACGAUCUGAAAAACGACAGGGGUGAGCCUGUGUUUUGGCUGAUAGCAGAAGACCUUUUUCAUCUGAGUGUUACUUGCAAUUGGCACUUCACGAAUCUCAACAAAGCCUUUCAAAACCUGGUGGGCUCGACGUCACGUUCCUUGUUUAUCUAUUCUGAUGUGGGAGGAAGUUCUGAGGUGGGAAAUCAAGUCACGGAUCUAUUGCGAGAGGUCAAUUAUCGACGAACAGGGGAUGGAAGUCAUUACUUUGAACCGCUCCACGUUCAAUAUAUUCUGUUGCGCAAGGCCCAGUUGGACAUUAUUGAGACGCAAGUGUCGGAGACCACAGGUGAAUUGACCGAAUUUGGUGAAGGAAACACGAUUCUCACCCAUCACUUCAAACGAGCAUGAAAGGUGGAAGUUUAACACGAUUCAAACCUGCCCCACAAGGUGGAGGUGGCUUUGUUCAUGAACUGCUGAAAGCGAGUGUUAGAGGAGGUCUGAAAGGGUUAAAAAGCGGUCGCGGCGCUCGAGAUCGCAUUCGAAAGGCGAAAGAGGGUGCGAAACGGAGUGUUAAACAAGCAGUGAAACAUAAAGCUUAUGAAGUCCUAGAUAGAAACAUCAAGUGAAAAUUCAACGACAUCUUCAGUGAAUAAUGAAUUCCAUCUACUCCAGAGGCUUGAGACUCAUCAAAUCUAGAAAGGGGUUGUCAACGUCAUGUUGUGAAGGGUUCCCAAAAACCUCCAAACGUCGACAAAAGGUACAAAAAGGCGGAUGGAUUGGUCCUGAUGUCAGUAAACCUGUUGGCUACGAUUGGGUUCACAUCUUAGCGAGAAGACAACAGAGAAGAAGAAGAAAAAUAUGAUGGAUACCUUGGUGGACGGUGGCUUGUUACAUCCGGGUUCCAAAUCAGUCCUGAGUCCUCAACUGAACCUGUUCACCGUUCCACCCACUGAUCUCAGCAUGUCUAGUUAUCGCAUUGUACCCAUUCAGACCUACACGACAGGCAUCAACCCCGUGGAAUUCCAAGUGGAUCCUCAAGAAGAUUGUGUGGAUCUCAGUCGAAGUUUCUUUGAGAUUGAGUUGGCACUCAAACUGGCGAAUGGUGAUAAUGUAGUCCAAGCCACGAGACUCUGGCCCAUGAACAAUUUGGCCCACACUUUGUUCAAACAGAUCAGUGUGAGACUCAAUGGUACCUUGAUCAGUCCUCAGACCGACACUUAUCACUACAAAGCAUACCUGGAAACAUUGCUCAACUACAACAGAGAUGAUGGAGAAACUGUGCUAAAACCUCAAGGUUGGUACAAUGCCCUGGACUUUCCAGCGCAAUUGACUGUGAACAACAGAAACACGGAAGGAGAUGGGCAUGAGGUUUUCCAAGCAUUGUCCUCCAACCAACAAGCUUCAGUGCAACUCAUGAAAGCAGAACAAGGCAAUUACAUGGAUGGAAAAUGACACAUGCUAAGGUUCACACCCCCCAUUGAGGUGUUCCACUUAAAAAAAUUGCUUGUACCUGGUGUGCAGACUGGAAUCCAGAUGUACUUCAAUUCUCCCAAUUUGUUCUUGAAUGGUGUGGACGUAGCUGGAAGAUUGACACACGAGGUCAAAGUGAGAAUGUACCUGUGUCAAGUAAGGCUCAACCCCAGUGUCUACCGAGAGUUGAUGACGAAAAUGAAUGUCAACAGAACCAUAGUGGCUUACCCGACCGUGAGGAGUGAAAUCAGGACCUUCAACAUGCAAAGGAACCUGCAAAGAUACGAGUGCAACAAUUUAUUUCAAGGCAGAAUUCCUAACAGAGUCAUCGUUGGGCUUGUGCUUUCAGAAGCCUUCAAUGGUACUG